Molecule: messenger RNA, 3171 nt
Organism: Prunus armeniaca (apricot)
Lineage: Eukaryota; Viridiplantae; Streptophyta; Magnoliopsida; Rosales; Rosaceae
Source: the annotation of a GenBank genome assembly
AUGCAAAGAUACUUAGAUCUUUGUCCAAUGCUUUCUGUUUAUGGUUCUGAUCAUUUUCCAAAACCGAAAUCAUGGACCAGAAGGCUUGGCUUUGGAGGAAAAGAUCUUCAGAGAAGACAAUUCUUGCAACAAACGCCGUUCCUCUCGGAAGAAUUGAAGAAGAGAGAGAUCAGGGAAAAUCUAAAUGAGAAGCUAGCUUCAGUCCUCCUAGACUGUCAUGUUAAAGAAGAUCUUGUUACAGAACAUGCAAAAACAGCAGAAGAAGCUAUAGCAGGUGGCAAGAAGGCAGGAGAGCCGGUACUAAAGCAAGAACUAGAUCAAGCUUUGAGGCAGGGAAUAUCUGCAAAUGAGAGAUUAACUCAUUCAGAUGAUGCAUUGGCAGAGUGCAAGCAGCAAUUAAAUUUCGUUCGAGAAGAACAGGAGCAAAGAAUAAACGAUGCUGUUAUGAUGACAGCAAGAGAGUAUGAGAAGGCACAGAAGAAAUUAGAAGAGAAGCUGAGAGAGACAAGUCAACAGCUUACAAACUUGGCUGUGGAAAAUACUAAUCUGAACAAAGCCCUUCGAGCAAAAGAGAAACUCAUUGAAGAUUUGAAUAGACACAAGUCUCGAGCAGAUGCAGAGUUCAGUGCACUAAUGGCCAGACUGGAUUCCACAGAAAAAGAAAAUGCUUUUCUAAGAUAUGAAUUUCACAUGCUUGAGAAGGAACUUGAGAUUCGGAGUGAGGAGAUGGAAUACAACCGCCGGUCUGCUGAAGAAUCACACAAACAACUUUUGGAGAGUGUGAGGAAAAUCACAAAGUUAGAACAAGAAUGUCAAAGACUUCAUCUCCUUAUGCGAAAAAGGCUGCCAGGUCCUACUGCUUUGCUGAAUAUGAAGAGUGAGGUCCAAAUGCUUGGAAGGGAUCAGACCGAGAUGAGAAGAAGAAAGUUGAAUCCUACCAGAGAUAUGAUUGUAAGAGAUGCUAACAAAGGAAAUUCUCCUGAAAUUCCAAAUAAGAAGAUGCGUCUCAUGAUUGAGCAAUUACAUGAUCUGGAAGAGGAAAACAAAACCCUUAAAGAAAUUUUAAUCAGGAAAAACUCUGAACUCCUUUCUUCGAGGACCACUCAUUCUCAAACAGCUUCCAGAUUGUCAGAGGGUGGUACUCAGCUUGGACAGCUUUCCAAAGGCCAGAAAUCUAUGGAGCUAGUUGCAUGCAGCCCGAUUCCAAAUGACAUUUCUCGGUCUUCAAGGUUUGACAUUGGCAGUGAUGAUGGGAUUAGUUCCUCUGAAUCAUGGGCUAGUGCUCUAAUUUCAGAGUUAGAACAUUUUAAAAAUGAGAGACUUAAAAGUCCAAAGGAAUGCAGAGAAGUUGAGGUUUCAGACAUUAGCUUAAUGGACGAUUUUGUUGAGAUGGAGAAAAUGGCAAUAGUUUCUGCAGGUACACCUCCUAACAAGGGACAUCAUCAUUGCUUUACUGGUAGGGAACUAGUGCCGGUUGAAGUUGAUUCCAGCUUCAGCGACAGAAGAAAGUACAGCCAGUCAAAAGAUGCAAGGCCAGAGAAUUCUUUUGACUGGCUUCAGGUUGUUUUAAAAGCAAUGUUGGAGCAAAAGAAUGUUUCGAACCGAAGACUAGAUGAGCUAUUUGAGGACAUCAAAAUUGCCUUGGGUUACAUAAAUCAACCAACUAACCAUGAAGCUCAUAGAACUGCUGUCUCAGGGCAUCGUGCAGAAUGUGAUCCUAUAGAUUCAUUUAGUGGAGCUCUGAGUAUUGACACCUCAGUGGAAGAUAAUGGCAGCCAAUGCAGUCAAUCCAGUCUGAGUAAAUCAAUCUCUAAACUCAUUAAGCUGUUUCAAGGAAUCAACCAAACAUCUUUGGUAUAUGAUUGUACUACAGAUGUUUUGUCAUAUAGGGACCAGAGUUCCCAGAUAUUUAACUCAGCAGCAUCAACAGACUACUUAAUCCGCAUUUUCCAAUGGAAACGUUCGGAACUAAAUGCUGUUGUGGAAAAGUUUGUCCUUACUUGUCACAAUCUGUUGGGUGGAAAGGCUAAUUUUGAAAAUUUUGUUGAGGAACUGACUUCUACUUUGGACUGGCUUUUGAACGACUAUAGGACACCUAAAGAUGCUUCAAGCUUGGGGAAUAAAAUUAAGAAGCAUUUUGGUUGGCAAGAAGAGCAAGGAGAUAUUGCUGUUGAGGGUGCAAUUGGGGAAUCAAUUAUUGGACAUACAUCUGAACAGCAGUCAUUGUGUUUGCCUUUAGUUGCUUCUUCAAAUGACCAAGAUGUUUCGUUUCAGUUGAAUAAGGUUCAGGAUAAACUGCAAGAAGAAAACGGUAGAUUAAAGGAUGAACUAAAGAGCAUGGAAGCUCAACUAAAGGAAUCACAGCAAAUAAUUGAAAGCUUGCAAACAGAACUGGAGAGUCUGAAACAAUCGGAAGGGAUUAUGGAAGACCAGAUCGAAAAUCAGAAGUCGGUUAAUGAAGAUCUUGAUACCCAGCUAAAUGUUACCAAAGCAAAGUUGAAUGAAGUCUUCCAGAAGUUCUCGUCAUUAGAAGCUGAAUUGGAGCAUAAACAUAACUGUUGUGAAGAUUUAGAAGCAACAUGUCUUGAGCUCCAACUCCAGUUGCAAAGUGCUGAAAAGAAGGAAAUUCCAGAGUUUGGCAUAAACCAAGAGGAAAAGCAGUCCCAAUCUGGAUGGGAAAUCACAACAGCUUCGGUGAAGUUGGCAGAGUGCCAAGAAACCAUCCUAAACCUAGGAAAACAGCUGAAGGCACUGGCUACGCCAAGGGAAGCAGAGCUUUUUGACAAGGUGUUCUCAACAACCACCAGCACUGCAGCCAAUGCCAGUGACAAUAACUUGAACAGGCGCUCUUCGCUUCGUGAUAAAAUGCUUGCUGAGGAUAACCCCAGAGUCGGGGAUGUCAAGUCUCCGAAGGAGAAAGAAACACCAAGAGAUGCAGAUGCAGAAAAACCAUCCCGUCUUCACUCAGAUAGUCAUAAUGCCUUGUCCACACCUACUGCUCUGAUGUGGGAAGGGCAUCUCGGUUCAAGGCAUAAAGCUGGUAAUAGUGCAGUUGGGAGUCUGGCUAUUGUGCCAAGUAAGAAACAAGGAGGUUUUGGUUUGCUAAGGAGGCUACUGCUGCGAAGAAAGAAAGGAAGCAGCAAGAAACCCCAAUCCUUGGCCAAGGCAUGA